AUGCCCGGCUCGUCCCUCUGGCUCGUGCCGCCUCCGUCCCAUCCGCUGCGCGACAUCCUCUCCACGCUCAUAAACAUGACCCUGCCGGCCCGCUUCCCGGAGCUCACCCGCGUGUCCUUCUCCCCGCACGUGACGUUGACGUCCAACGUGCCGCCAUCGCGGUAUGGUGAUAAGCCGCUGGACUGGCUCGACGCGGUGCCCUGGCCGUCGGCGGAUGAGGUGAGGGUUUGUUUCGGGGAUGUCAGGACGGAAGAUGUGUUUUUUCGGCGGUGCUAUGUGAAGGUUGGCUUUGAGGGCGUGAAGAAAGUUGCGGGGAUUGGAAGGGCUGGGGAUGCUUCGAUCGAUGACCAUACGCUCCAGGAGAUCAGGGACGUCGUUCGGGAGGCGGGUGUUCGUCUUGAUGGGCUGGGUUCUGGGGACCGGGAGGGGUUUGGGGGCUGGGAGGGUGGCGAGGUCUGGCUUGUGCCUACUGAUAGACCUGUUGAGGGUUGGAAGCCUAUCGCGGUGAAGACGCUUUGA
This is a messenger RNA of Anthostomella pinea, 519 nucleotides long. Lineage: Eukaryota; Fungi; Ascomycota; Sordariomycetes; Xylariales; Xylariaceae. The record is from the annotation of a GenBank genome assembly.